AUGCUUUCCAAGAAAGUGGUUCCUCAUGUACAACCUACUCUCCAUUACGUUUUUGUUAAAGAAUAUUGUGAUGAGAUCCUCAUGCUUUUUACCCUGCAGGUGCAAACACCCUCAACAGUUCCUCACUGUCUUCUUAUAUAUACACACACGUCCCUACCUUCCUCCAUCCCUUUUCCAAGACCCUCUUCUUCUCUUCUCCUCUCUCCCUAUGGCCCUACUAAGGUGUUGUUUCUUUAUCAUUCUUUUCUACUUGGUUUUGCAGAAGCACAACCUUUCACACACCCCUUUAACCACACUGACUUACAAGCCGCAAUAGGUGACAUGAGAGCAAAAUCUUACUACGGAUUCGCAAUGCUUUUGCAGAUGCUCAAUGGAACAACAUCACAACCAAAUAGGGACUUAACUUUCUUGAUGCCAGAUGAUAAAGAACUAUCUUCUUCCUCUAUUUCUGUUGAUGAAGUGGGAGAGUUCUUGCUAAAACAUGCCAUACCAAUGCCUCUAUACUUCAAUGACUUAUCUCAUUUCCCAACUGGGAUCCUUGUUCCCUCAGGAAAUAGCUCCAAAAUGAUUAGGAUUCAUAACCGUGGCAAAGGGGAUUUCUUCGUUAAUAAUGCAAAAAUUGUUUCAGCCAACGUUUGCUUGAACUCUGUGAUCAAAUGCCAUGGAGUCGAUGCAAUAAUUGACUAUGAUAAUUGA
Sphenostylis stenocarpa is the source of this 696-nucleotide messenger RNA. The record is from the annotation of a GenBank genome assembly. Lineage: Eukaryota; Viridiplantae; Streptophyta; Magnoliopsida; Fabales; Fabaceae.